This is a messenger RNA of Pyricularia grisea, 2509 nucleotides long. RefSeq lists its product as uncharacterized. The record is from RefSeq and is a predicted model, not a curated record. The transcript is spliced from 3 exons. Bases 432 to 2084 code for a protein of 550 amino acids. Gene Ontology annotation, biological process: transmembrane transport. Gene Ontology annotation, molecular function: transmembrane transporter activity. NCBI's taxonomy places the organism in Eukaryota, Fungi, Ascomycota, Sordariomycetes, Magnaporthales, Pyriculariaceae.
GAACUGACCUGCCUGCUUUGGGCAGUGUAAGGGGGGUUUGGGAUUUGAUUCACUUAACCGCCCCUCCACAUACAUCCAUACAUGCCUUAGUUAUUUCCCCCACCACAGAGCAGGGGCUAAGCAAGCUCUUAUAUAUACCGCUCGACCUUGCAUCGUAUUAAUACCAACCCCCAUCUUCUCGACCACCCUCAUCAUACGCUCUCCCACUCUGUCUUCUUGAGCAUACUCUCCCGCUUACUCGUUUUCUUCAACAGAGACGGGAGAAGACGGCAUAGCAACUUUUGUGAUAUUUUAUUAUAAACCAACAUUCAAGCUCUCUCCCGCACGGAUUUCAACUUGACACACUCACUGGGCUUUUCUCAUACAUCUUAGCGUUUUGAAAAGUGCCGUGUGUCCAGGAUCGUAAGGCAUACAGAUUCAUCUUGAAGAAAAUGCGUCUGACCAAGCAAAGAUACUCUCGUAACCCAGACGAUUUUCCUACCGUGCAACUUUUUCUUCUUGCCAUUGUUCGUCUUGCCGAACCCAUUGCCUUGACCUCAAUCUUCCCAUAUGCCUGGGCACUUGUAAAGAAGUUUGAAAUCGGCGCCGAGGAAGAUGCAUCGUUCUACGCUGGCUUGCUCAUCUCGAGCUUCUCCCUUGCGGAGGCCUUGAUGGGCAUGUACUGGGGUGGCCUUUCGGACAGAAUCGGGCGGAAGCCGGUUCUUCUCCUUGGCUGUUUAGGUACUAUGUUCAGUAUGAUUGCUGUUGGGUUCGCAUCCAACAUCUGGAUUGCUCUAGCCGGCAGAGCAAUUGGUGGGCUUCUCAAUGGAAACAUUGGAGUCAUUCAGACCAUGGUGGGCGAGUUGGUCAGCAAGCCAGAGCAUGAGCCGCGUGCAUACUCUAUUAUGCCAUUUGUUUGGUCCAUCGGCACUAUCAUUGGACCUGCGAUUGGAGGCACAUUUGCAGACCCUCACAGCUCGUUUCCCGACGCUUUUCCUGUGGGAUCGCUCUUUGAUCGUUUCCCCUACCUGCUCCCCAAUCUCCUCUGUGCUCUGCUGCUGCUCAUUAGCAUCAUCCUCGGAUACUUCUUGCUCGAAGAGACGCACCCGGACAUGCAGCCACGCUCAAUGAUGCCAGAGGAUACAUAUGUUUCGGAUGAGACCCCGUUGAUUGAGACGUCGGAUGCGCUCAAGCGUCCUGCCGUGGAUCUGCGUGCUGAAACCUAUGGGACUUUCCAACAAUCGAGGAGGGAAAGCAACGUUGGAUCGAGUGGCACUACGAGGGGAGCAGCCGUCGCAGCUAUUGCUGCCGCCCGAAGGCAAGAUGAGAAGCAGCACGAGGGCACGGUGGCAUCGUACAACAUUCUCAACUCGCGCAUUGUGGCCAUCAUCCUUUCGCUUGCGAUUUUCACUUACCACUCGAUGAGCUACGACCACCUGCUGCCAAUUUUCUUCGAAGACGACCGAAACCCCGGUCGCGUUUCCGACAACGGUGUGGGCGAGGUCAGCACUAUGGCUUCUCUGCCCGACAUUUUCUUCUAUUCUCCGGGAGGUUUAGGCUUGUCGCUGCCAACUGUCGGCAUGAUUAUGGCCGUCAACGGAGUCAUCGCGCUCUUCAUCCAGGCUGUCGUGUUUCCUAUCUGCGCCGAGCGUUUCGGUGUCUACAGGCUGUUCAUCAUCUCAACCGUGCUGCACCCAAUCGCCUACAUAGUCGUGCCACCCCUUUUGUAUGUUCCGGAGAACUGGUUGUUCUCGGCCAUCUAUGCCACUUUGACGGUCCGAAAUCUCUUCAGCAUCAUCAUCUACCCGUUGCUUCUGAUUCUGAUCAAGGAGGCCACGCCGAGCCCUACGAUCCUUGGCAAGGUCAAUGGUCUUGCAGCCAGCGUCGCAGCAGCUUGCCGCAUGGUUGCUCCCCCGAUAGCCGGGUACCUCUACACCAUUGGAAGUCGCAUGGACUGCACUGCCCUUGCCUGGUACAUGAGCGGCCUGGCUGCCGUCGUCGGGGCUAUCCAGUGCUUUUCAGUCGCACGUCCGAGGAGCUUGGAGAAGCAACCGGAGCAGCUUGACGAGACCUCUGAGAGCCAAGUCGGUCUAUCGACUGCCUAGAACAAAAGCCAAGCAAAAGAAGCCCACGACAAGCCAACUCGAUGACAGUGUGUCGGCGAACAAGUCAACGUUAUCUUAAUAAUGAUAACACCACCAAAAUUUACGAUUAAUUUGAGGAGGAGGUCUAAGGGUAAAAAGAAUUACGACGAAAAAAGAGAGACCAUAAUGGUGAUGUUUCACGCCCCAAGAUGAAUACAUGAGAUGGCUUCUACUGGUAUAUUUCGUUAAUUAGAUGCGUAUGGGAAGGCUCUGUGUUUUGUUCCAAGGCGUUUAGUUAUUAGUGUUAGGGAGUUUCAGCGUAUGCAUUUUCAGGAGUUUGGGCAGAUAAGUUUGGCCAGGUUCAUGUUUACUUGUUUGGACUCAAUGUGCUGGUUUAAUUGUAUAUAGCGGCUUAUGUUAAGUGAGGCUAAAAAAAAAUACUGUUG